GUUAAUUGAAAAAAAAAGUCCAUGCUGAGCUGACACAAUGUCACGGAGUAAUUUGUGUGUAUUAUGCAGCUUGGCGAUGAUUCAUUGUAAAUAACAUUAUCAAAAAGCGACGGUGGGAAAGACGUUGCGCCUCAUUUAACGGAUUCGCUAAGCGUAAUUAUUAAAGACUGGGUGAUUUUAAUCCGGCUAGAGGAAGAAGGGGGCGAUGAUAGCGGACAAACACCUCGUUAAUUUAUUCUCCAACCCCGCCACUCAUUCAGUCCACCAAAAGCAGUUGUAUACGUAUAAACGUACGCUCGCGUUUCCCCCCUUCCUACCAUUCGCUUUCGCUCUUUUGCACAUUUUGAAUUCUCUUCAAUGAAAAACCAUUUGUUCCCCUGCUAUCUCCUCCCUCACACCAUCACGGCCGCAUUUCAACAGUAUACGCGUUCUCUUUCGAAUGUCUCGAUCAACUUUCGCUUUUUCAUAGUUUGAUAGAAAAAAAAAAAAAAUUGAUCUGUUUUGGUUGAAAAGUUAUUAAACUACGGGAAACGUGAGUCGUGUAACGAUCAGUCGAGCAUAAGAGGACGGUAGAAAUCGAGACAAGGGGUAGGUAGCAUAGCGAUGAAAAGUGAAGUAAAAGAAAAGGAUGAGAAGUGAAACGAAAAAUGCUCAGCAGAUCACAGACUGCCUAAUUAAAAGGUUCGCUGUCACAUGGAAUCUUCUUUCCUUCUUUUGUCUCAACGAGAGUUUGUUUGCGGUAAAGUCUCAGGAAGUCGACGUCUCUCUUUUCUUUUGUCCUGUCUUUAACCCUGUGUCGCAUACGUAUCCAUGAACAUUCGUUCGUUCUCGCGUGGUAACGAGCUACGGUGUCCUUUUCGCGAGACCCCCUUGUUGUCUCUUCUUACGAACGAAGACAAAAGAGGUAUACAGUACUAUAGGUAUGUAGAGGGAAAACGUAUCGACAUUUCUAUUUAUAAGAAAAGAUCGUAUCGAUACGGUAGAAUAAUUUUUUCGAAGAAAAAAAAUUUGAAUCGCACGCGUAUAACGCGUUUUCCACAGGAAUGAAUCGAAUCCCUGUAAAAUUAUACUUUACGAAGGAGAGAGUUUAAAGAACCUUCAAGAACUGGCCAAUUAAAUUGCGAUUCGCAAAUUAACUUUGGUAAUUACGAGUGGGCUUCGAGAGCGGUGCGAUGAGGAAGGGUUGGAGAGUUGAGAUUACAAACGAGACGGCGAAAACUUGCUAACUUUUCAGUCGCUUUUUAUACAACUUUUCUUGUUAAGAUCGUGAUUAUGAAUUUUCUGUUUGAUCGUCCCCUCGUAAGCUCCCAGCGUCUACUUAUUUUGCAAAAAUGGACGAUUUACUACCCUGGUUUGUUAAUAAUCCAGAGUAAUUAUUUUACGUCUUCUAAUUUUUGUUCAGACAAUGGAGAAAAUACUGAUUGCAUAUUAUCCGACAAAUUCUUCUUUAAGACCUACAUCUGCUGGUAAGAAGGAGGUAUGUAAUUAAUUGAUACGUAGAAGGGAAGGAUCGGCAUAGGUUGUCCGAAAUCGAAGAUCGUUCGUUCUGGGCUCGAAAGUACGACACGAGACGAGUUAUCGCUGCUCGUGCAUACCUGCGCUAUCGCAACGGUACUUUUGGAUAAUCAGCAUUUGUGUAACUCUCAGCUCUUCGUGCCAUUCGGCUGUUUCUACGAGUCGAACAGAGUCGAGCAAGGUAUCUCGUUUCGUUCCGUUUCGUUUCAUUCCAUUCCAUUCCAUUCCGUUCCAUUCCGUUCCGUUCAAUCCCAUUGCGUUUCGUUUCUCUUGAAUCCAUUUGUUCCCCCUCCUUUCCCCGCCUCUUAGCAGCCGUAUAGUUGCAAGCAGUGCGACUACGGUCUCCAACUGCCGGUCGCUCAUCCUUUCGUCUCGUUCCAUCGUAGGGUCGAGCAACUUCGGACACGCCUCCCACUCGUGGCGCGCGACUGCUGUCGGAUUCGGUAUUCAGUCGACACCGAGCCGGCAUGCGUGUUGGCUGAAACGUUCGUAGAGUGUUGUGUCGUUAGGUUUCGCAUCGGUUGGAUCGGUAUCCCCAUCGCCACGUAAAAUCUAGCUUCGCGUUCGUUUCUCUUCCUGAUUUCCGUCGCGACGGUUCACGCGUCUACACGCGAAAAGUCGAGUUCGUGGAUCCACGAAAAGGCGCGCAGCGAUGCUAGAUCAUCGGAACGACGACGAUCCAGCUGUAUCGUGUCGCGUGUGAAUGCACUCCUUGUCCUUCCGUGAACGAACAAACAAGUGGAAAGAAGUGUCGAGUGUUAAGUUUUCUCGGUGUGACGUUUUCGCUGGAUCGCCGUUCGAUUCUCAGCUCAAUUCGGUUCCCUCCUUCUACACGGCUCGGCGUUCACGGAACGGCAACGAAGUUUUCUUCUCGCUUCUGCUUUCGGAGUUUGCAUCCUCCGUUGUUUUCCAUCGAGAAACGUCAUCGACAUCAGACACGCUUUGUCCUAAACAUCUGAUCGAAGAGAUAUGGAUUUCGUGAUUUUGAAGGUAAACGGACAGGACGUGUCAAACUCUAGUCACGAGGAUGCGGUGCGUUGCUUUCAAUCGGCCCAGGAACCGAUCAUCGUCGAGGUGCUUCGUCGUCAACCGAUUCAGGGACAACGAACCGUUUGGAAGGAGCACGAGAAGAGCGAGGGAAACGAGGAAAAAGGGUUCGAUUCGAGCAAAAAGGAGCACGCGAUCAACGUUUGCCCGACUCUGGUAUCGACCGCGGUGCAGACCGAUUGGGCCGGUCUCCUCGAGGAGGCCGAAGAGGAGGAGGAGCUGUUGCCGGUUUCUCUCGGCGUAGACGAACAACAGAACGAUCCGUUCGAACAGUUUCUCGCGCACGACAUUGACUUCGAGGAAGUAACGUUGCGAAAAAUCGGAAGCGCCGAGAAAUUAGGACUGACCGUGUGCUAUAGUUCGGGUUCAGGCAGCGAGGAUGCCGAUACAGAAGUUUACAUCUCCGAGAUCGUUCCUGAAAGCGUGGCAGCGCGAGACGGUCGAUUGCGAGAGGGCGACCAAAUCUUGAGGGUGAACGGAAAGGACGUGGCGAACAAAGAGCAGACGGAGAACCUAUUUGCCGAGACGAAGAAUGCGGUAACCAUUCUCGUCAGUCGAUGCCUCUAUCAGGACGACGAGUACGAUGACAGGCGCGCUUAUCGUCGGGGCUCGCCGUCUCUCUCGCCGGAUCAUCUACCCUCCUACCAGAACAGUUUGAUCGAACAGUUGAUCCGGCAACAACAACAACAACAACAACAACAACAGCAACAACAACAAACCGAGGAACGAACCAAAGAAACCGAAGAGGAUGUUUCCACGUUGAAGGCGCCUCCACCCGUUCCCUCUCACACCCUGCAACAACCUCAUCAACACCAGUUCUCUGCGAUCGUCAGCUGCGCCACCGCCAAUCCCACCCCCACUGCCACCACGAUCACAACCGCUACCUCCUCCUCGUCGACUUGUUCCUCGCAAAACUCGCAAAACUCGCAAAAAUCAGGAAGAAACGCUUCGUCCCCGGCGCGACAGACCGAUCACGAUCGCAAACAAUGGAUACCGGAAGCGCUCAAGGAUUGUUCGAAAAAGAUGGAGGGAUUGUGUCUGCGUGCGGGUCAACAACCGUUAAACUGUGCCGGAACAGGUUCGGUGAAAUUAGCCGAGGCUUACUCGAAUCACGUCUGGAGCGAAACGGAACACAUCUACGAAACGAUUCCAGAAUCGGACAGCGAACCGAUCUACUCCUCCCCCUACGAGCAUCGUCACUGGCCGCAACCGAAUCACUCCGCGACCAUCUCGACCACGCUACCAGCCUCGACCGCCACCGCCACCAUGACCGUUACUACCACCGUUAUCAUCUCCACCGCCACCACCACCACCACCAGCGCAAAUACCUCGCCAGCGACCACCAUCUCGGCAACGAAUCCGCCUACCAUCGGUCUUACGAUCGUUCCGCAAACCGGCAGAUGGUACUGUUCCUCGAAAAGCAACAGCUCCGGGGAGGAAAAGGACAGCUCGAGCGCGUACAACACCGGUGAAUCGUGCAACAGUAAUCCGCUGACGCUGGAGCUACAACGAGGCGAAAGGGAUCAUCACAAAAGCACCCUGGUCCUUUGCCCGCCGAAAACGCCAACGGCGCAACAACAGCAACAGAGACUGGCUUGUACCUGUCUCGCAUCCGCGAACAAACAGAUCAAGAGUCAGUCGACCAGAAGAGGCUCGACCUCCCAUCAUUACAGAGAUAGAGGAGUUGCCGAUCCGACGAAUGCGACAACCACUGCCACCACCACCACCACAACCACCUUACCCGCAGAUACCAUGUACACGAACAUGGCAAAUCUUCAACAGACGAUGCUCUUGCAACAGCAACUGUUCAAACGCGCGCUCGAUCGGAGGAAUUCGACCAUCGUUGGUCUCAGGGACAGCGGUGGUACCGCGAAAAAAUCCAAAUCUCACGGUAACUUUCAGGCGCCAAAUUUGACGCGUUACCAGUUUAUCGGAAGUCAACAAGUGUGCGCUUCGAGUCCAUGGGUACCGCCCGAGGGUAAAGACAACGACGUACAGAUGGAAUGGAAGGUGAAGCGGAGAGCGGACGGUACGAGAUACAUCGCGAGAAGACCGGUCAGAAAUCGUAUUCUCAGGAACAGAGCGAUUAAGAUAUCCGAGGAGAGAGCUGGUCACAGCACGGAGGACGACACCAUGUCGGAAGCGAAGGUCGGCAGAUAUUGGACGAAGGAAGAGCGCAAAAGGCAACUGGAACGAGCUCGCGAACGCAAGCAGAGGCAACAGGAACUGAUGCUUCAGCACCAGCAACAGCAACAGUUACAGCUCCAACAAACCAACGAAUUACUAAUCUGCGAACACGGGGACGAGAAACUCGCGAAGAAACCGUUAAAUAUCCUAGAGCUUAGUCACAAAAAAAUGGCUCGCAAGAAAAACGCUCUAGACGAUUUUACUACCGUUCAAGAGAUGUUGGUCCAUGGAAACAGAGUCGGUGGGACAGCAGGUCCAGGAACCGGAGGGAAACUGAUGGGUCUUCUUUCGGUGACGACGGUUUGAGUUGUUUAUCCAAAAAUCGCGCCUUCUCCUUUCCUUUCUUACGUUUUCGCUUCCUAUCCAAGUACCUUGCGAUCAUCUUCGAUCGAUUGCCACCGUUCUACACUCCUUUUUUCCCCCUUCACGAGUACACGAUCUUCUUCUUCUUCUUAUACUACUGUUACCACUCAGGCUACGAGCGGUAAUUUGAACGGGGCAAAGCGAAAUCGAUAUUAAUAACGAUUGUAAAUAUUUCUCGCAUUACGAUAUGUAUACAUAUAUGUAUAAGGGUAGAUUAUUUUACACGAGCUGAAACUUUAUUGUGGACAAAGAAUAGAAAACGAGUACGCUUUUGUAGAUAUGUAAAAUAAAUGUAACGAUGGGUAUUACACGAAAAUAAUAAUCGUCGGGAAUUUGGUGUAACGCGCGAAAACGGACCUUCGCACGAUCGAUUACUCGACGAUAAGGAGGCAACGGUGCAAUAUCUCUGACGUAAAAAAGUAAAAUCGUUCGAUUUUUGGAAACAAACACACAGAGACGUACCAUGUAAAGAAAUGCAUAUUUUAUUAUUCAAAUUUUUUCAUCGAUUUACCCUAUCUAGUAAUCUAUCUAUGUAUUCAUUGCAUGAACGAUACGUUGAUAUUUAAACUGCUCAAAACUUUCCGCUCUGGAAUGUUUAGAUGCUGAACGUAUGCCGGAAAACAAUGAUGGGUGGAAAAAUUUAACAGAAAAUCUCGUAAAUAUUGACUAAGGUUCAAGUGAUAUAUGCUAUCUUGCAACAACUCUGGAUCCUCUUCGUCUUCCUCCGCUUCGUUUGCAGCUUCUUCCAACACUGAUCGCCAAUGUAAAAAACAUUUUAAUAUUUUUCGAAUCGUUAUAAAAUUAAGAGCAUCCGAGAACGUAAAAUGAUUGUUCUCACUUACGUAGCAUAGUCUCGUAACCCGGAUCUAAGUAAGCGUUAUCACCGUCGCCUUCUUCGUCGUCGUCGGAUUCCUGCGUAUUUAAAGAAACGAUCGUCUUUCAUUUCUUUGUAAUCUUUCUUCUGUAAUUCAAACGGAAUAACAGAGAAUGUUUACUAACGUCCGUCUCUUGAUUCGCAGCGACUGCUUCAAUGUCGUUGGACAAUUCGUUGAUUAUCAGCUUAAAUAUCUUAGCCAGAACCGGUACCGUGGUCCACUGAUAAGGCUGUGAUUCGGUUUUACUCCUAGUCCUCACGCCUUCUUCGUUUCCUGUGUAUUCUCGAAUUUUAGUUAGACACUUGCUGUUUCCGAAUAAAUAUUUUAUAGAUACA
Molecule: messenger RNA, 6322 nt
Organism: Osmia lignaria (orchard mason bee)
Lineage: Eukaryota; Metazoa; Arthropoda; Insecta; Hymenoptera; Megachilidae
Gene: Slip1
Product: SLo interacting protein 1
Molecular function (GO): protein binding
Source: RefSeq, a predicted model, not a curated record